This is a messenger RNA of Eruca vesicaria subsp. sativa (arugula), 483 nucleotides long. The record is from the annotation of a GenBank genome assembly. NCBI's taxonomy places the organism in Eukaryota, Viridiplantae, Streptophyta, Magnoliopsida, Brassicales, Brassicaceae.
AUGAAGAAGCCGGGCGGAACCGAGAAGAAGAGAGUUAAACAAUCAUCAGGAUCUUCAUCCUCCACCGCCAGAUUCUGGUUCCGAUCCUCCACCGAGGGUUUGCUUCUCUCUUCUAUCAUUCUCGCUAAUAUCUUUCAGACAAAACAUUGUUUGUUUGCUGAGAAAGUUAGGGACAACAAGGGGUUGGAAUCAAGAUGGGCUGUUAUGGAGGAAGCACGAGACGAAUACUUUAGAGGCAAAUAUUUUGUCAGCUUCUUAAAGAAUCACCCCGAGUGUAAAGAGAUUCUUGAAGAAGAUAAAGACCUUGAUGCGGAAGAUAUUGCUAAUGUGUUGUUGGAAAAGAACGUUCUUGUCCAUUGUGAUCGUCUUACUAAAACUGUUCAUCUCUGGAAGAAAAAGCUCUCUACUUGGCCUGCUCAUCUUGAGAUUUACCGUGAAAAUCAAGGCAUCCACUAUGGCAAACGCUUCUGUCCUUCUGGCUAA